Messenger RNA from Chrysoperla carnea, 1215 nucleotides. RefSeq names its product trypsin-1-like. The transcript is spliced from 3 exons. The record is from RefSeq and is a predicted model, not a curated record. Bases 76 to 846 code for a protein of 256 amino acids. Gene Ontology annotation, biological process: proteolysis. Gene Ontology annotation, molecular function: serine-type endopeptidase activity. NCBI's taxonomy places the organism in Eukaryota, Metazoa, Arthropoda, Insecta, Neuroptera, Chrysopidae.
UUGAGAGCCAACAGUAAAAUAGAUUUAGUUGCAAAUACUCUUGAUAGGAAAUAUUGCAAUUAAAUAAAAAUUACAAUGAAAGUGGUAGUAUAUUUAACUGUUGUGAGUGUUUUAGUAUUUUCCACAAAUGGAAAUGUUCUAAAACCAUACCUAAAUGGACGAAUAUUUGGUGGUAAACCAGCAAAAAUUGAAGAAUAUCCGUAUCAAAUACAAUUAGAAACCAAUUCAGGAAGUUUCAUUUGUGGUGGUUCAAUUAUAAGUCCAACUGUAAUUUUAACAGCUGCACAUUGUACUAAUGAUCAAACUGUAAAAUCGAUAAUCGUUAGAGCAGGGUCAGCAAUAAGAGGAAAGGGAGGCGUGGUAAAAACUGUUAAAGAGAAAUAUGUCCAUGAAAAAUACUCCGUAUCUGAUUAUGACGUGUCUUUGCUAGUGCUCAACGAAGAUCUGGAAUUCUCAUCAUCGAUUCAAUCAAUCCCUUUGCCAGAUGAAUCUGAAUAUCUUAAAGCCAAUAAAUCCGCUGUAACAACUGGAUGGGGCAUCUCAGAUUGGGGAACGGGCUUGUUAGCCGAUAAUUUACAACAAGUUGUUGAACCGAUUGUCGAACAAGAAGCCUGUGAUAAUGUUUACCUAGGAGGAAUUACACCACGUAUGGUCUGUGCAGGAUAUUUGGAUUUGGGCGGUACUGGCGCAUGCUUUGGUGAUUCCGGAGGUCCAUUAGUAUCAAAUAACAAACAACAUGGUAUUGUUUCUUGGGGCUCGGGAACAUGUAUACAAAAAGGAUACCCCACUGUGUAUACAAGAGUCACAGCCGUGCGUGAAUGGAUUCGAUCGAAAGUUAAUAUAUAAGAAAAUGUAAAAGGCUAUAGUACAGUUAAAGAUGUUCCAAAUAAAGGAAAAUGAAAGAAACCUCUCGCAUUUUGUUAAAACCUCAUGAAAUGGGUUUCUUAGGUGUUAAAUAUCAUAAGUUACGCACGAGUUAGUGGCGCAAAGUUUCUAUUUGUUAAUAAUCAAUGGAAAGGUAAAUGUUAAAGUUCAUUUAACAAAUUAAUAAAUAGGGAACUUGAAUUACGUAUACGAUUGAAUUACGUAAAUGUAUAAUAGCUUUCGAUUAUUUGAGAGACACUUGACAUUUACGUCAUACAAGUUGCCUAAUUAUUAAUUUUUUAAAUGAACUAUUACUGUCCGACUUUGUAACAUCUUUUACUGUAAUAAAAA